AGAAUAAUGGAGACCAGAGUCACCGCCCUGCUCGAGGUUCGCCGUCCUCUAAAUAGGUGCGUAGUCGAUCCCACGACUGAGCCAAUUUGGCGGCAGGUCGUCAGCUCUGUCGAUCGUUAUUGAACACCGCUCGUCCAUUUCACCCUCGCAAUAAAUAAACAACACCUCUACUUACAACCGAGUUUGAAAAGGAGAAAAGAAGAAGAAGAGUUGUUGUUGUUGUGGCGACCAGCAAGUAAAACAAAACAAACGGAGAGAGGAGACAUGGCCAGUUUGUGCAGUCCGUUAAUGAUGCAGUCUCGAACGUCUAGUUUGGUAGCGUUGCUGCAAGCGAGCAUUAUGCAUGUCUCGCAAGACGAAUUUGAUCCAGUGCUCUACCAAGCCAUGGCGUCGUUGCACGAGUAUAUCGGGAGUCAUCAAGAACGGUGUAUGAUGGGCCGACCGGGAUCGGUGGUAUCGACCGCUCAGUACUGGAAGACACGUCCGGCCUUUUACAAACCCAAUAUCCCCAAUCGAGACAAUGUGGUGGCGUCGGGGUGGUUGGAACAAAUGACAACGGUUCAUCAUCCUCAUCACAACAACAAUGACAAUACUACCAAAGGCAAAGAGAGUAAAAGCAAGAGCAAGAGCGCCAUUACGUGGGAGACGGUACUCAUGCUGCUGGUACUGCCAGGCAUGGACGAUGAGUCCACCAUCACUGGCAACAACCACAACAACAAUUCGAGCAGUAAUAUGAGCAAACAACCGUAUCUUCGCAUUGCGCAAGAAGUGCUCUGCGAAAGUGGCCAAUUUGCGCCCAAAUUGCGGACCAAACACAAAAUUCCACUGCAUUCCAAAUUCCUGAGGUGUGAACCCGUCAACUUGUACGGAGAUAUUCGACUCGUUUUACACAUUGGAGCCGAAACUUCGGGGAUUCAGAAUUGCGUCAUUACCUUUCGCUGCAAAGAAGAUACCGCCGCGGCUGCUGCGUGGGUCUCGGAAUUGCAACGAUUCCUCGAUCCCAACAAUAGCAACAGCAAUGGCAGUCAUAAUAAAGCCACCAAACCACUCAUUCCAUCGCCUUCCAAAGGACAUCCUACCAUUGCCCUCAGCACCACCCAAAGCAGUUUACUCCAUUGCCACAGCAGCAACAGCAGUUCCUCAACGGUGGAAUUCAUGAAACAACAACUGCAACAAACAACGUCAUCACGACAAGAAAUGCCCAAGGAAAAGCUCGAUCCUCCUCCCAAUAAUGGUGCCGAUGCCGAUGGUGAAGCACCAAAGGGACCCCACGAUGAGGAAAUUGCCAAUCAAAGUGUCGAAGUCGAAAUGGACGAAGAAAACGAUGGCGUCAACAUUCACGAUGGGCUCGACUACGAUUUGGAAAAUCCAUCCGAUGAAGACAUGGCCGGGGUUUCGUCCUCCUCCUCCUCACAUCAUUCCAAUACAGCAGGAAUGAAAGCAACAACGACGACGACAUCAGCAAAGGUAGAAACGAACGCAACCAAGGUGGAAACAAACGCAACCAAGGCCGAAGUGCAAACAAACGCAAGCAGGGAUCCUCCCACAGAAACAACCAACGCAGACGAAGAGAAACCACAGCAGGAUACCACGACACCACUGGACGAUAGCAGCGACCAAAAGAUGCAUGUGAACGUUUCAUUGGACCCGCCGCAACCACCACAGGCAACGCCCACGCAAGAGGAUUUGAUUGAACAGGCUAGGUAUCAUGCACCCACUCCCACCAAUGCGCCCACACCAAAGGCUAAAUCUGUAAAGAAUAGGCCGCCCACACCAAAGGCAGCCACUAAUACGUCGGCGCAACCGCAACAACCACAAGCGGUCCCGAGCACUUCCCUGUCCGUGGAUACAACUGAACCACCUCCAGUGGAGCCACAUGUCGGCGACAAGGAAGCGCCUACUAAGGAACAAGGGCCUCCCUUGGAUCAGCAGGCAGAGCCACUAUCGACGCCCUCUGUCUCCACGACAACCAAGAACACCUUUGCUAUCCCAACGCCAAUCAGCACUAGUAGCAGCAAGGAAGUGGCAGAAGAAAAACUACAAGAGUUGGAACCCACUGCGACGAACACUCCUACUGCGGCUGCGACUGCCUCGCCAAAAUUCGCAGUGUUGGCUCCCAAGGCUGCUCCUCCAGGAGCUAGACAGAAUGUAGUGCAGGAACGCAAAAAGCUGCAGCAAGCCAAGCAGCAACAACACAAGACCCCACAGCAACCACAAGGUCAGCCACAACCCAAGCCUGAACCACCAUCACAGCAGCAGGUUCCUCAACAGCCAAAGCCGCAGGCCAAGACACCACAACCUCAAAUUCAAAUGCAAGCGCAGACUCAACGACGACAUCCAUCUCCACAUCAAAAGGUGCAUCAGAUUAAACAACAGCGACAAAUGUACCAACAGCAGCAAAGGCAGGCGGGACACCAACCAAAGGUGCCACAAUCCACACCACAACCACAGUCAGCGGGUGGCACACCCAAAGCAACAUCCACGGCCGCGGCUGCCGCAGCAACGAUUCAAAUGGAAAAGGAAUUGCGAGUGGAGAAUCAAAAGAAGGCGGCCAAUGAACGACGACGACAGGACUUGGAAUUGCAGCGCAAACUGGCACGCGUCGAACAAAAGUGCAAGGACCUCGAAUCCAAACGUAAAUUCUUGGAAAAGGAACAGCGCAAGCAAGAGUUAAUUGCCAAGGCAGCUCAGCGGCCAUCCAAUGACACGUCCAUCAUGUUGCAGCAAAUUCAGCAACAAAUGAAAACGGUCGAUGCCGACAUGGGACAAAAGAAGACGGAGAUUGCUCAAAUGCAAGCGGAGAUUGAAAGUCGCAAGAAUAUUCCAAUCCAGGCUACUGCGGCAGCUGCAGGCAACAACACUAGCAAUGCGCCUUCUACCACAACAACGGCUUCCACAGCGGCUCAACCAGUUUCUCAGGCGGAUGCGGCAGCCCAGAGACGUCUUGCGGAACAAGCUCGUCGAGAACGAUACUUGGAAGCACAAAAGAAGGCAGCCGUGGAGAAGAGACGACAAGAACUCGAGGAACAACGUCGCAAGGCGAGGGAAGAGCAAAAGAGAAGAGACGAGGAGAAGAAGCGGCGCUUUAUGGAACAAGAGCAACGGAAGCAAGACCUCAUGGCCAAGGCAAAGGCUGGAAAGAUCCAGCCCGAUCAAAACUCGGCGCUCAUGAAAAAGAUGAACAACCAAAUGUUUGCCUUGGAUGCUGAAGCUGAAAAGCGUGCCGAAGACGCCAAGGCGGAAGAGGAAGAAAACAAUAAUACGGGUCAGGAGCAAGAGCAGGAAGAAGAGGUGGAAGACCCCGAAACGGCGCGAAUGCGAAUUGCCGAGGAAGCUAGGCAGCGUCAACUGGAAGAAGAAGCCAAGCGAGUAAAUACGCAACCUGUGAAUGAAAAGCCAACCGUGAAAACAGCACAACAACCACAUGCUUCUGGGGAAGCAGGUUGGCCUGCAUGGAGUCAGCAGCCAACAGCGGCUGCACCACCAUUUCAAAGUGGAGCACAUCAGAAUCCCGCUCAAUAUCAAGGUCCACAAAAUGCACACUUCCAGAACCAGACGCCUCAUCAUCAUCCUAAUCAUCCAUCGUCUGUCCCAAUGCCGAGCUCGCCUCAUGUGUACAAUCAGUACCAGCAGCAGCCAGAAAUCCCUUAUCGGGCACAUGCGGCAUUCAAUGUCAACGUGAACCCACAGUCGCCCCAACCAAACUACGCAACGUCUCCCACUCCACACCAACCAUCUCCCGCUGGCAAUCAGAGAGCACGGCAACCACCUCAACAGUCACCUGGUGAAGCUCGUCCUUCGCCACAUCCUUACCCUUACCAGCAACCUCCAACCCCGAACGCCUCCGGACCGACUUCCCACCAGCAGAAUCAGGGCCAAUCAGGAAGCGGUCAAAAGUACGGCAAAAUGGUGGCGCAGAAUGACGACGACGAUCCCUCCAUGAUGACGGACUUGAAACGAAAUGUUAUCGUUGGCUGGGCGUUACGGCCUAGCGAUAGGAUGGGGCUGAAACCUGUUCAUGAGCUCUUGCGUAGCAUUCAGACCGUUUUUCCACCGGCUAAUAACGUGGCUGCUCAUGCCUAUUUUGAUGGUUGGAAACCAAUCACUGCUGACGAACUGCUGAGCCCCACUGGUGCUCCCGAGGAGAAGAAGCUAAACAAGGCCGUGCGGAAACUUCGAUUCUUCCUUCAUCCUGACAAGCUGCCACGAGACCUGACAGACGAACAGCAUUUUCUGUGCAAGCUGCUGUGGGACAUUACUAACGAUUCAUGGGAAGAAUACAAGAAGGCUGCAGAAGAGUUGGAUUGGAUGAAUUAGUUGGAUUAGUUGUUUGUUACUACUAGUGAUACAUGUUUAUAUCU
This is a messenger RNA of Seminavis robusta, 4361 nucleotides long. The record is from the annotation of a GenBank genome assembly. Lineage: Eukaryota; Bacillariophyta; Bacillariophyceae; Naviculales; Naviculaceae.